Hypanus sabinus (Atlantic stingray) is the source of this 3781-nucleotide messenger RNA. Its product is annotated as sorting nexin-24-like. The record is from RefSeq and is a predicted model, not a curated record. Gene Ontology annotation, molecular function: phosphatidylinositol phosphate binding. The transcript is spliced from 7 exons. NCBI's taxonomy places the organism in Eukaryota, Metazoa, Chordata, Chondrichthyes, Myliobatiformes, Dasyatidae. The coding region runs from base 217 to 894 and encodes 225 amino acids.
GAGAUAAGGACAAUGAAGAGUUGGUUGUGAGAGGCUGAGGAGUGGCUGCAGGAUUGCUUCGAAUUGGUAGACUGGGCCGUACUCAAGUAUUCAUCACACGAUCUAAUCGAGUACUCCACAGCUGUCAUGGACUUUAUUAAAACAGUUGUAGACGAGUGUGUCCCCACAAAAUCAUUCAGUCUUCCCCACCCAGAAGUCCUGGAUGAACCAUGAGAUAUGCAAUCUGCUGAGGGCCAGGUCAAUGUCAGCAAGACCAAGGAGAUGAUUAUUAACUUCAGGAAGAGGAAGUUGGAGGUCCUCAUCGGGGGAUCAGAGUCAAAGAGGUUCAGCAAUUUUCAAUUCCUCUGUGUUACCAUUUCAGAGGAUCUGUCCUCAGCCCACCUCUUAAGUGCCAUUACGAAGAAAGCAAUUGAAGUACCGAGGAAAUCUGAAAUCAUUGAGGUAUUUAAAAUUGAAGUACUCAUGAGUGGAAGGAAGCAUUUUGUAGAGAAACGAUACAGUGAAUUUCAUGCACUCCAUAAAAAGCUGAAGAAAAGCAUCAAAACGCCAGAAAUGCCUUCAAAGCACGUGAGGAACUGGGUGCCUAAAGUCUUAGAACAGCGAAGACAUGGGUUGGAAGCCUACCUCCAGACAAUUCUGAUUGAAAAUGAAGAACUGCCCAAGAUAUUCUUGGAUUUCCUUAAUAUUCGUCAUCUUCCUUCUCUGCCAAAAAUUGAAAGUUGUGGUUCCAUUGAAGACUAUGAAUCUGAGGAAUGCAGCAAACUAUCCCACCAGCCAGUGCUGCUUUUCCUGAGGGAUCCAUACAUCUUGCCCACAGCCACCGAUGACUUCCCAAACGUAGUUAUUGAAGGUGUUCUGCAUGGUACAUACUACCCGUACCUUCAAAUAAGGUAGAGUGGAUUCUACACGAAAGGCAUCUCUGAGCAUCCAGUCACAAAAGUAACAGUUAGUGGAUAUGUUUUUAUGAGAAACUGUUCGCUCUCAAUGUUCUUCCUUGAUGGGAAGUAUAUUUUAAAAUUAUUAUACCAUUUAAAUUUAACUUUUACAUUAUUCACUUAAUUAACUUAUAUGAGUAUAUAGCAAGUUUCAAUGUAAAUCAUUAUAAAUAAAUGUGUGAUGUUUCAACGUAAAUUGUGAGUAUGGAACUAAUUAAUACAAUGUGGAAACAUUUUUGUGUAAUUUUAAAGUAAAAUGUACUACUUCAUUAUUAAGUAGAGAAUGUUUUUGUUUUAUGACUUACUUGUAAUUUCCAGUUUGGAAAGAAAAACUCUAAUUAAAUUAGACAAUGAAAGAAUGUUUGUUGCAUUUAAAUAUGUGGAAAUGAAAGCAAUAUUUAUCACUAAAUCACAUUACUGUGUAAUCUUAUUAAAUGCAGGGAUCUGUUCUGGGAUCCCUGUUCUUUGAGAUUUUUAUAAAUGACUUGUAUGGGAAGUGAAAGGGUGGAUUAAUAAGUUUGCAGAUGACCCAAAUUUAAUGGAGUUGUGCUGGUGUGGGGUUUUGUUGUAAAUUGCCAUGUAACCUUAACAAAAUGCAGAGCUGGGCUGAGAAGUGGCAGAUAGAGUUCAACCUGGGAAAGUGUGAAGUGAUUCAUUUUCAAGGGUCGAAUUUGAAGGCAGAAAACAGAGUUAAUUGCAGGAUUCUUGGUAGUGUAGAGGAACAGGGGCAUCUUGGGGUCCAUGACCAUAGAUUCCCUCAAAGUUGCCACACAAGUUGAUAGGAUUAUUAAGGUGGUGUAUCUGUGUGGACGUCCAUUAUCUGGGGGAUUGAGUUCAAGAAGCGCGAGAUAUUGUUGCAGCCCUAUAAAACCCUAGUUAUACCACACUUGGAAUAUUGUGUUCCAUUCUGGCCAUCUCAGUAUAGGAAAGAUGUGGAAGCUUUAGAGAGGUUGCAGAGGAGAUUUACCAGGAUGCUGCGUGGAAUCAAGGGUGUGUCUAUUGAAGGUAGGUUGAGCAAGUUGGGAGUCUUCAUUUUGGAGCGAAAGAAGAUGAGGGGUGACUUGAUCGAAGUGUACAAGAUGAUAAGAGGCAUAGAUCAAGUGGAUAACCAGAAUUUUCCCAGGACAGAAAUGGCCAGUACAAGGCAGAAUCAUUUUAAGGUGAUUGGAGACAAGUAUAGGGGGACGUCAAGGUAGGUUCUUUACACAGUGUGUGGUGGGUGCGUGGAAUGCCCUGCCAGGGAUGGUGGUAGAGGAUAGAAUCAUUAGGAGCAUUCAAGAAACUCAGAUGGCAACAUGGAUGUUAGAGAAAUGGAGGGUAAGUGUUUGAGGGAAGAGAUAGAUCGAUCUUAGAGUAGGUUAACAGGUCAGCACGACAUCAUGGACCCAAGGGUCUGUACUGAGCUGAAAUGUUCUAUGAAUUAGUAAAAUAUUUCUUUAUUCGAAUCCAUUGUUAUAUGUAAUAAAUUCAAUCAUCACUGAACAGCAUGAAUGAUUUGUGUUCCAUUAAUUUUUUUUGAGGGUGAACUUUGAUUAAGUUUGGUCAAGGGUAUGCGAAUCAGCUCCAGAGACUUGAGUUCAUUGCUUUCAGUUUCUACUCACAGCUGUACAACUUGUUACUUCAAACAUCUAAUCAGCCAAUCAUGUGGCAGUUACUCAACGCAGACGUGGUCAAGAUACCCAUUUGCUGUUCAGGCCAAGCAGCAGAACGGGGAAGAAAUGUGAUCUGACUGACUUUGACUGUGGAAUGAUUGUUGGUACAGGAUGGGCUGGUUUAGUUUCUCAGAAACCGCUGUUCUCUUGGGACAGUCCCUAGAGUUUAUAUAGGAUGGUGCACAAAACAAAAAAACAUAAAACAUCCAGUGAGCAGCAGUCCCAUGGACAAAAUCGCCUUGUUACUGAAAGACAUUAAAGGAGAAUUGCCAGACUGGUUCAAGCUGACAGGAUGGUGACAGUAACUCAAAUAACCACACAUUACAGCCGUGGUGUUGAGAAGAACGUGUCUGAACACACAGUACACUGAAGCUUGAAGUGGGUGGACUACAGGAACAGAAGACCAUGAAUGUACAUGCAGUGGCCAUUUUACUAGGUACAAGAGGUAUCAAAUAAAGUGGCCACUGAAUGUACAUGUCCAAUGGCUUAUCACAAUCAAUACAAUUUGCCUUUGUACUUUUGGAAUUUUCCGUUAGACUAUUUAAAUUUAUGGAUGUAAUUCAACAUUUUCAUCCUGUAUUCAAAACUAUUCAUGGGCUUGCCACUCCCUUUGUUUCCAAGUCUACAACUCUCAAAUCUCUUCAUUAUUUCCAAUUUCCAGCAGUGUGUACUAUCUACAAGAUGCAUUGCAACAACAUACCAAAGUUCCUAAGGCAGCACCUUCCAGGCCCACGACCACUACCAUCUAGAAGGACGAGAACAGCAGAUGCCUGGGACCACCACCACUUUGGAAGUCCCCCUCCAAGUCACUCACCAUGCUGACUUUGAGACAUUUGGCCUUCCUUCACUGUUGGGUCGAGAUCAUGGAAUUCCCUCCCUAACAGCACUGUGGGUGUACCUACACCUCAGGGACUGCAGCGGUCCAAGAAGGCAGCUCAUCACCACCUUCUGAAGGGCAACUAGGGAUGGGCAAUAAAUGCUGGCUUGCUGGUGAUGCCCACAUCCUAUAAAUGAAUACAUUUCUAAAAAUUCCAUCCUUCUGUCUUUUCCAAAUUUUCUUUACUUUGGCAUUGGCAGCCAAACAGAAAUGGUAAUAUCAUGCAUUUUGUGCAUUGCCUGCACAAAGUCAAGCAGGUCAGAAUUGGUCACUCAACACAACUUCUGUGUUCAUCUUCCAUCGCCGUACAGUUUACC